GAUGUGUUUCAUUAUUUUUGCAGUGAAACAUUUGUUUAAUGAUGCCAAGAUAUAUUGCAUUCUUUUAUGUUGCAUUUGUUUAACUCUGUGAAGCUGUGUACUUUGCCUGUCUAAACACUGGAUUGGUCUAAUAAAGAGCUGAACAGCCAGUAGCUAGGCAGGAGAAAGAAUAGGCAGGGCUGGCAGGAAGAGAUGACAUAGGAGGAGAAAUCAGAAAAGAUAGAUGGGGAGCAAAAUGAGAAGGGGAGAAUGACACCAGGGUCCAGUGUCCCAGCUAAACAGCAAGCCAUGGAGUAAGAAGUAAAGAAAUAUACAUAUUUUAUUUGGGGAGUAAAGUCUUACACUUAGGCCACUAGCACAUUUUCAUGAAUUUGUGACUAGGGAGAGGCCUUGGGCAAUAAUCUUAGGUGUUUUCCUGGAUCAUUAGCUUACAAUUGACAGUGUUGAAGAUUUUAAGACUGGCACCUGGCAUAAUGGGUUACAGAUAUUGCAAUUGGGCACAAAUAGAGAAAUGAUAGAGGAGGCAGAAUCUUGUACGUUAGGGAACAGGCCUGUAAAAUGUUCAUGGUAUAUGUCACUUCAAGAUGCUGGCAUUGACAGGAUUUUUCAGGGUCCCUUGAUUCACAAUUUAGAGAGUUGUUUAGGGGCAGUAAAGAGGAUAUUGUGGCUAAAGGACAAGGUAAAUAUUAACUCAGCCCCUGUUCUUCUAUGAACUCUGGCUAAGGAGGGUGAAACAGAAUGUCCAAUGGAAAGAGACCAGCAGAGACAAGGCAAAGAGCAAGAGGGCAUUUGGAAGACCAGAAUAAGAUCUCAUUUCACCUCAUUUCAAGGACACAGCCAGUGCUUUGUGACAGAGGCUCACGGGGUCCCUUAGUGGCACACAGUUCUCAAGCUGUGCAUCCUGUGCCUGUGCUCCACUUGUUUUUACAGAUGGCUGAGCAUAGAAUUGGGAUUCUAGUGAGCUUAUUUCUCCUUGAGGUUCUUCUUUUGGAUGCUGCAAAAAUCCUGACUAUAUCUACAAUUGGUGGAAGCCACGAUAUGGUGAUGAGCCAUGUGUCACAAAUUCUUCAAGAACAUGGCCAUAAUGUGACCAGUCUGCUUAAUGAAAAGCUUCUCAAUCCAGAUUUUAAAGAGGAGAAAAUAUCAUACCAGGUUAUACACUGGCAUCUAUCUGAAGAUAAGCAAAAGGAAAUUGAUAAUAGAAGACAACUACUUACAGAGGAAUUAGUUCAUUACAGGUCUAACCAUCACACCAAUGUAAAGAUCUUUGAAUACUUUGCGGACUUAUGCAGUCACUUAUUAAGCAGAAAGGACAUCAUGGACUCCUUAAGGAAUAAGAAUUUUGACCUGUUAUUUUUAGAUGCAACAGAUCCUUGUGUUUUUUUGAUUGCUGAGAAACUUGGGAAACAAUUUGUGGCCUUUCUUCCCAUGCUAUUUGGCAUUAUAGACUAUGGGCUACCACAGUCUUUGUCUUUUGUCCCAGGAUUUGGUUCCAGUUUAACUGACCAAAUGUACUUCUGGGCCAGAGUGAAGAAAAUUCUGAUGUUCCUUGAUUCAUCCAUGAAGCAAAGAGAAAUACUUUCUCAAUAUGAUGGCAUCAUCCAGGAGCAUUUUGCAGAAGGCUCUUGGCCAGUUUUGUCUGACCUUCCACGGAAAACAGAGCUGUGGUUUGUUAACUCUGACUUUGCCUUGGAUUUUGCUCAUCCUGUGCUUCCCAACAUCAUCUACGUGGGAGGCUUAACAGAAAAAUCUGUUAGACCAAUACCUCAAGACUUGGAAGAUUUUAUCACUAAGUUUGGAGACUCAGGUUUUGUCCUUGUGGCACUGGGCUCCGUAGCAACCCUGCAUCAGACCAAAGAACUUAUUAAGGAGAUGAACAGUGCCUUUGCUCACCUCCCUCAAGGGGUGCUGUGGACAUGUAAGGAUGCUCAUUGGCCCAAAGAUGUCAGUAUGGCUCCAAAUGUCAAACUCAUGGAUUGGCUUCCCCAGACUGACCUUCUGGCUCAUCCUAGUAUUCGUCUUUUUGUCACUCACGGGGGAGUGAAUAGCAUAACAGAGGCCAUCCAGCAUGGAGUACCCAUGGUGGGGAUUCCCUUUUUUGGAGACCAGGCUGCAAACAUGAUCCUAGUAGAAGCAAAGAAAAUUGGUGUUUCUGUUCAGCUAGAGACACUCAAGGCAGAGACAUUCAUACUUACACUGAAAGAAGUCAUAGAAGACAAGAGGUACAAGUCUGCAGCAAUGGCCGCCAGGGCCAUCAGGCGCUCCCACCCCCUGACACCUUCCCAGCGUCUGGUGGGCUGGAUUGACCACAUCCUACAAACAGGGGGAGGAGCACAUCUCAAGCCCCAUGGCUUUCAACAGCCAUGGCAUGUGCAGAACCUGCUGGAUGUCCUAUUGUUCCUGUUGGGGCUCACUCUGGGCACCUGGUGGCUGUUGAAGAAAAUGCUGGGCUUGUUGCUCAGGUCCCUGGGUGUGGCCAGGAAGGAAAAGAAGUCAUAAUGUUAGGUUUACCUGGGGGAGGAUGUCUGGAACUCUGGCAUUUUACAGGCCUCCUCCUUCCCUAACACAAGGAACUCCCAGGGUUCUCCUCUUUCCCUCUUCCUGCUGCUGGACCUCCAGUUGUCCUCGCUAUUUUCUGCCUCUUUCCUAACACUCAUACAGUACAUUGACUGACUGGUGACUGUACUACCUGGAUCCCCUUGCUCCUGUACAAUCCUUCCUUUCCCAGCCAUUUCUUCUCUUCACUCCUUUCUGCCAUUGACAGUGUUAUGACAGUUUCAUCCUCUCUGUGACUUCUAGUCUCUGACUCUAAUUUCUCAUAUCAUUUGAGAUAAAAACCCCAAUUAGUUGACAAAUUCUACUUACUCCUCUAUUUUUCUUAUCUUUAUUCUCUCUUUAGAGUUCAGAAUGCCUGGUCUGCUCCAUUCUACUCUUCCUGUCAGGCAGGAACAGCCACUCCUACAAUGUAAUAUGAACCAAUUUGUCUGACAGUGACAACAUAUGAAGUAAACUUAUCUUUCUUGGUAGACAUCAAAAUUCAAGUUGAUAUGCCAUUGAAGGUUUGGAGCAAUCAUUUUUGAUAUGAUGGAUAUGAUAGAUUUAAUAUGUCUGAGAAAUUAUGAUAAGUAAAGAAAAGGAACUACAUUUUAUCCACUUAUUGGAGUAACAGCUAAAGCAGAAAUGACAGAGUAACAGUAAAACAAAAUAAACUAGAGAUUUAUAAAUUGAUACAGAGUCAACUUCAGUGAUAUUAAGUAAGAAGAUAGAAAAAGAAGUGAUAAAUGUAGAAUGUCCUAUUUGAUAGAAGUUCAGGCACAACAAUCAAUGUGUGGCUAUUCAUAAAAUAUUAUUUUUGAAACCAAGUGUACAUGGGAAAAUCCUGUGAUGGAUCAUUUGCAGUGUGUGGAUGAGGAUCACAUUACACAGCUCAUAUUACACACAGUCUCUGGAUUUGCAGGUUUGCUAGUAUUGAAUAUAUAAAACAUGUUAAAAUAGAAAAAUAGUUAAUCCCUUAAAAUAAAAUAUAUACAGAAAUGAAUGCACUUCUUCUCACCAG
Molecule: messenger RNA, 3556 nt
Organism: Peromyscus eremicus (cactus mouse)
Lineage: Eukaryota; Metazoa; Chordata; Mammalia; Rodentia; Cricetidae
Product: UDP-glucuronosyltransferase 3A2-like
Exons: 7
Coding region: 739-2499 (586 amino acids)
Molecular function (GO): UDP-glycosyltransferase activity
Source: RefSeq, a predicted model, not a curated record